This is a messenger RNA of Erinaceus europaeus (western European hedgehog), 4429 nucleotides long. It is a transcript of the gene NBR1, whose product is annotated as NBR1 autophagy cargo receptor. Gene Ontology annotation, molecular function: zinc ion binding; ubiquitin binding. Lineage: Eukaryota; Metazoa; Chordata; Mammalia; Eulipotyphla; Erinaceidae. The record is from RefSeq and is a predicted model, not a curated record. Gene Ontology annotation, biological process: macroautophagy. Gene Ontology annotation, cellular component: phagophore assembly site.
CCUCAGCAUGGAAACACAGGUUACUCUAAAUGUAACCAAAGGUUACUGUAUCUCACCCACGCAAUCAGUUCUAGUCCCACAACAUGGAACCACAGGUUACUCUAAAUGUGAUUUCUAAAAAUAAAACUCAAAGUUUUCUGGUCUCAGAUCCAGAAAUUACAACUUGGGCUGAUGUUGAAGCUAUGGUUAAAGUUUCAUUCGAUCUGAACACUAUUCAAAUAAAAUACCUGGAUGAGGAAAAUGAAGAGGUAUCCAUUAAUAGUCAAGGAGAGUAUGAAGAAGCACUUAAGAUGGCAAUAAAACACGGGAACCAACUGCAGAUGCAAGUGCAUGAAGGUUACCAUGUUGUUGAUGAAGCUCUACCGUCAGAAGUAGCAGAAAAACAACCAGUUUUAAGGGCAGGGAAAAAACCACUUGCACCUUAUUCUUCACUGAUGAGAGUCUUGGGAUCAGACAUGAAAGUGCCACAGGUUCCUGCAGCACAGCAGUUUCCAUUUGCUCCAUGUGAUGCAAACCAGCCUCAGGACAAGCCCCCAGACUGGUUCACAAGCUACCUAGAAACAUUCAGAGAGCAGGUGGUUAAAGAAACGGUUGAGAAGCUUGAGCAGAAAUUACAUGAGAAGCUGGCCCUCCAGAGCCCAUCCUUGGGUUCCUGUGCCUCGGAAGUCUCAAUGCCUAUUUCAGAAGAAACGCUGUUCUUGCCGGAAAACCAGUUCAACUGGCAUAUUGCUUGCAGCAGCUGCCAAAGGAAGAUCAUUGGUGUGCGGUAUCAAUGCAGUUUAUGCCCCUCUUACAAUAUCUGUGAAGAUUGUGAAUCAGGCCCAUAUGCCCAUGACUCUAACCAUGUUCUGCUAAAGUUGCGAAGACCUAUUAUGGGUUCCUCUGAACUAUUCUCUCACUCAAAGUACUCUGCUCCUCGUCUUCCUGCUGCUCUGGAACAAGCCAGACUCCAGAAACAGGUUGACAAGAACUUUCUUAAGGCAGAGAAGCAAAGAUUGAGAGCUGAAAAGAAACAGCAUAAAGCAGAGGUCAAAGAACUGAAAAAGCAACUUAAACUCCAUAGGAAGAUUCAUCUGUGGAAUUCUAUCCAUGGGCUCCAGAGCCCCAAGUCUCCUUUGGGCCGACCAGAGAGCCUGCUGCACUCUAACACCCUGAUGCUCCCUUUGCAGCCCUAUGCCCCAGUUAUGCCAACCCUCAGUGCAGCAUUUGUGGAUGAGAAUUUGCCUGAUGGGACUCACCUUCAGCCAGGUACCAAGUUUACCAAACACUGGAGGAUGAAAAAUACUGGAAGUAUAAAGUGGAAUGCAGACACAAAGCUUAAGUUCAUGUGGGGAAACCUGACUUUGGCUUCUGCAGAAAACAAGGGUAUUUUGGUUCCCUGCCUGAAGGCUGGCCAUGUGGGAGUUGUAUCUGUGGAGUUCAUUGCCCCAGCCUUGGAGGGAACAUACACUUCCCACUGGCGACUUUCUCACAAAGGCCAGCAGUUUGGACCUCGGGUUUGGUGUAGUAUCAUAGUGGAUUCUUUCCACUCCUCAGAGAGCCCUGAUAACAGCAAUAAGGACAUGGUCAGCUCAAGUGAAACUGAUAAUCUGACCUAUCAGCAAGAGGAAACUUUUCUUCUAGCUAAAGAGGAAAUUGAGCUUGGUGAAGCAGCUCAGCAGACAGAAGGAACAGAAAGCUGUAACCCACAGAAGACAAAAAAUGUUUCCAGCGAGAGGGAGCUCUACAUCCCAUCUGUAGACCUUCUGACAGCCCAGGACCUGCUAUCCUUUGAGCUGUUGGAUAUAAACAUUGUUCAAGAAUUGGAGAGAGUACCCCACAACACUCCUGUGGAUAUGACUCCCUGCAUGUCUCCUCUGCCACAUGACAGUCCCAUAAUAGAGAAGCCAGGCUUGGGGCAGAUACAGGAAGAGAGUGAAGGGGCGGGAUUUAAAGAACUUCCUGAUUCCACAGAAGUAAAGAGGAGAGCUGAGAAUAUUACAUCAGCCGAAGAAGUAGAAGAUGACCUGAGUGGGACACAGUUUGUGUGUGAAACUGUAAUCCGAUCCCUUACUUUGGAUGCUGCCCCAGAUCACAACCCACCUUGCAGGCAGAAGUCCCAGCACAUGACAUUUGCCCCACCUGAAGAGGGACCAGUUGAGGAUGAGAAGGAAGAAAUUGUCCAUAUUGUUGAGGAAGAAACCAUAGAAGAGGAAGAUGAGUUCAAAGAUGAAGUUCAGAGUCAGUCUUCUACUUCUUCAGAGGAUUACAUCAUCAUCCUGCCAGAGUGCUUUGACACCAGCCGCCCCCUGGGGGACUCCAUGUAUAGCUCGGCGCUCUCACAGACAGGCCCGGAGCAAGGGGCUGAAGAGCCUGGGGUUGAGGCUGGGCAGGAACCUGUUGAGACAGAGGAGAAACCCUCAGGAGGGCAGAACCUUCUGGAGGGGCACAGCAUCAAUGACAUCCUCAUGACUUCACAGACUCUGGACACAGUGCCCCUAACCCCUGAGGUGGCAGGGCCUCCACCACAGCUGCCCAGGAGCCUUCAUGCACAGCAUCAUGGUUUCCCAGGAUUGGAUUUUCCAGCUACCAUAACAGAAGUUUCUUCAGUCGCUGAUCAGAUCAGAGGAGAGUCCAGAGGCUCAUCAGGACAUGUAAACAGCAGACAGAAGAGCUAUGACCCUUCAAGGUGCAGACAGAAGAGCUGUGAUCACUCAAGGCACCACCAUCAUGGGAAUAGUAUUGCUGGAGGGCUGAUGAAGGGGGCUUUGUCUGUUGCUGCCUCUGCAUACAAGGCCCUGUUUGCUGGGCCACCAGUCACUGCACAGCCAAUAGUUUCUGAAGAUCAGACGGCAGCCCUGAUGGCCCACCUCUUUGAAAUGGGAUUCUGUGACAGGCAGCUAAACCUAAGGCUGCUGAAGAUGCACAAUUACAACAUCCUUCAAGUGGUAACAGAACUCCUUCAGGUCAACAACAAUGACUGGUACAGCCAGCGCUACUGAGGAGUGACCAUGUAUUAAAUUUCUUUGCCUGCUGCUCAGAGAUGAUCUUUAUUCUAUCAUUGGGGUGUGGGGGGUAGAAGCCCUUGCUUAUUUUCUAAUCUAAUGAAUAUAUAUAUCCCAUCAUUGAAUUAUCAAGACAAUACCUGUAAUACAGUAUUUUGAGGAGAGCAAAUCAAAGACUAACUUAAAUUUAGGCAUUGGGUGAAUAGCAGGAAGACGGUUUUUUAGUUAAUUUGGAUAAAAUGUCUUACUCCAUUUUACUACAUUGAAGAGUAUAACUCAAACUUCUUUAGAGCCAUUUUUCCUUUCUGCUUGUAUUUGAGUGUUUUUCUUUUGCUAAUGUGGAUGUUGGGGCCAGGUUUUUUUUUUUAAAGAAAUUUAAUCUUUGGCUGUUUUUUGUUGUUUUCAAGAAUUAUUCUCAUAAUUUCUCUAACCUGUUCCCAAGGCUUAUAACUAUAGGAUUGAAAUGAUAACCCAGUGCAUGGUAGGUGUUAUCACUCUUCCUUUCCAAAAGAGAAAGCCAUUUCCUGCAAGAGUUAGCAAUCAGCAUUGUUACUGUCUUUAAGUCCCAUAAUGCAUUUUAAAAUAAGCACCUUCUGGGUCUCUACACUUCAGUGAAAGCAGGGAGGCGUGUGCUAAUUACACUUAAUGAGCAGCACAUAAUGAGCAAUGUCUUGUAAUUUUGCGUAAUUGCCUUUUAUUUAUGAAAAGUCUAAGGUAGUGUGACAUUUUGCUAAUUGUAGAGGGGGAAACCCCUAUUAAAAGGAAAAGUAAAUUUGACACUUCUUUAUAUCAAGACAGACCUUAUUUAGAGUAGGAUGGGGAAAAUAGAACGAUGAAAAAGUGAAAGGCAGGAAGUUCUUGUGUAUGGGGGGAAAUCCUGAUGAUUUCUUGGCUGAUUUGUUCAAAGGAAUCUAGUCCAAAAGGACACUUUUGAAAAGCCUAGGGUGGGAUAAGUUCACUGAAAAAUGUUUUGGUUUGAUUCCAGGAAAAGAAUACUCCCAAGGGGUCAAGUCCUCUGUACAGUAGGGAGUCAGUUGGUGAAGGAAAAAAAAAACAAACCACUACAGAUGUUAUUCAUAAAAAUGAUUUCCAGAAUAAGUAUCAUACCCCCACCCCCAAAGGGGGAGGAUAUUAAAAUAGUAUUUAACCUGGUUAGUAUUUAUAGUGAAUGGUGGUUUUAAUUAAUCAUUAGCCAUAAUGUUUAUUUUCAGUAUAACUCUUGAAUGCUGUUAAGUGAGGAUUCUGACCGCAGACUCAUUAUUUAAAACAUUUUUGUCUGGGCUUCUGGGUAGAGGCUGAGUGGCAGGAUGUGUGUGUAAUUAAUCGGGUCGAUUUCAGACGGGACCGGUCGUGAUUAUUUGAGUUGUAAGGGUCCAGUCGUCGGUCCCGAUGUACUUGUACAUAACCACUUAAAGAAUGGUGAAAUAAAGGUUCUUUAAAACGCC